AUGAAUCGAACCGGGCCCAUUGAUGAUCACACCAAGCCUUCCAUGGAACCAAUAACGGUGGGAACCACCUCGUUACCGGGUGCAACGGCCUCGGGGUCGGAUCUCCAUUCUAACCUGAGCUCGACCUUUGGCGCGACCUCGUCUUCCUCCCUGGGCUCCUUGACGGACUACUCGCACUAUCCCCUCGCGAAGAUGGGGGACCGAAUCUACCAUCGCGAUCCAGAAAACCUCUACCCUUUACCCUGUGACCAGCCCGAGAUCCACCGGCAGAUCCUGCGCACGAUGAUGCUUCUCCGCGUUUUCGGCGGCCCGUUUUGCAAUCCCCACUUGAACAGUCACCCGCCAAAGCGUGUCCUGGAGAUCGCGUGCGGCUCAGGCCUCUGGUCCGGAUUAUGCCACGAAUACUUCGCAGAGCGGAAACAACCAAACGUCCAAUUCACCGGAAUCGACUUCGUACAACUAGCUCCAGACCUGCGCAAGCAGGGCGUGAAUUGGCAAUUCAAACGACAUGACCUCCGCCGACCCCGACUGCCCUUCCCGGACGAAUACUUCGAUUUCGUCUUUAUUAAAGACGCCGGCAUGUGCUCCUGCAGCCCCGCCCAGAUGGCCAACGGGCUGGAAGAGCCUCUCCGCGUACUGAAAUCGGGGGGCGUGCUGGAAGUCUGGGACUCCGACUGGGUCUUCCGGUCUCUACUGCCAAACCCGGCUCCCGCCAAAAAGGCCGCAUCAAAAGGCCAAGAGGUGGCCGAUGCCACCGCCACAUACACCUUCACUUCCGCGACGCCGUUCACCGGCGCCCAGAACAAAUACCUCGUGGACUAUAACUCGUGGGUGGAGAAAUCGUUCGACCGCCGCAAACUAUCGGCGUUACCCUGCGCUACGAUUGGCAUGUCUUUCCAGUCGGAAGGUGAUGCGCUUGAGAAUGUGGACAGCCGGCGCAUCGCAAUUCCGCUCGGCGAUCUGCGCUGGGAGCGCGAAGGCGCGUCGGAGGCAAAGGGUCGAUCGCAUAAGACGCUGAACCAGGAGCAGGUCUCUCUGCGGAAGACGGCGCUUCUUACGGUAGUCCAGAUGAUCGAGGGGCUGGAACCCAUGCUCAUGGAAGCCAGCGGUUUGGGAAGAGAUGAAUGGGACCGAUGGUGGGCCUCCAUGAUCUCGGACCUCUUCCAAAAAGGCGGCCUUACCAGUGGCGAGUGUCUAGAAGUGAGUGCCUGGUGGGGUCAAAAGAAAUAA
Molecule: messenger RNA, 1230 nt
Organism: Penicillium chermesinum
Lineage: Eukaryota; Fungi; Ascomycota; Eurotiomycetes; Eurotiales; Aspergillaceae
Product: class I SAM-dependent methyltransferase
Exons: 1
Coding region: 1-1230 (409 amino acids)
Molecular function (GO): methyltransferase activity
Source: RefSeq, a predicted model, not a curated record